AUGGAACAAAGACUGCGUUCGUCAUGGCGGCAAAAGGUUUUAUUGAUGGCAUGGGGGAUGCUAUUUUGGACAGGGAUUCGCGCGCAAAUACGAUAUUCUGUGUCUGAGGAGCAAAAAGACGCAACUGUGGUCGGAAACAUCGCUAAGGAUUUAGGCCUUGAUUCCAGAACGUUAAAGGAGCGAGGAUUUCGGAUCGUUUCAUCCUCGAGCGACUCCCUGUUCACGGUAAAUCAGAACGACGGAUUUUUAAGUGUCAACGGAAAGAUAGACCGAGAGGCGGUAUGCGAGAGAAGUAGCUCGUGUGUCAUCAAUCUAAAAAUUGCUUUAGAAAACCCGUUAGAGAUUCACUACGUGUCGAUAGAAAUUGUGGACGUCAACGAUCACGCCCCGACAUUCCCGGAGAAAGAAAAGCGAUUGGAAAUUUCGGAAUCAGCCUUACCUGGAGCUCGGUAUCAGUUACAGGCAGCACGUGACCCAGAUGGCGGGAUGAACGCAGUUCAACAAUACAAACUCAGUCAUCACGAUCAUUUCCGAGUAGAAGUCAAAGACCGCGGAGAGGAUCGAAAAAUGCCCUUUUUAAUUCUUCAAAAGGCGUUGGAUAGAGAAACGAGCAAUAGACAUAAACUACUGCUUACUGCGCUCGAUGGAGGGCGACCACCGAAGUCCGGGACGAUGGAGAUACUAAUUGACGUUUUAGACGUUAAUGACAAUAUGCCGGUUUUCACGCAGGAUGUUUACUCUGUAACCCUUAAUGAAAAUGUCCGAGUCGGAACAACUGUUAUAAAGGUUAACGCUACUGAUAAGGAUGACGGUCCAAAUGGAGAAAUUUUUUACACAUUUGGAAAGGAUUUAGACAAUAGGCUAUUAAAACUUUUCGAUUUAAACUCCAACACUGGGGAAUUGACUGUGAUUGGGCCUGUAGAUUACGAAAAUGCAAAUAACUUUGAAAUCGAUAUCCAAGCUUCAGACAAAGGAGCUGCUCCACUUACAUCAGAUAAGAGUAUAACCAUACAAAUCGUUGACGUAAAUGACAAUGCACCAGAGAUAGAAGUGACAUCAUUUUCAAGCGCAGUGCCCGAAGACUCUAAAAUAGGAACCACGGUGGCUUUAAUCAGCGUUAGUGAUUUAGACUCUGGUGUAAAUGGAAAAUGUUUGUGCUACAUAACUGAAGACAUACCUUUUAGACUAAUGCCAUCAUCCCAAGAUAGCAUUUACGCACUUGUUACCACCUCAUCUCUUGACAGAGAAACUAUAUCUCAUUAUGAUAUCACGUUAGUAGCUAAAGAUGCUGGACAACCACCACUAUCUUCUGCUAAAACUAUAACUGUCCAGGUAUCAGAUGUAAAUGACAAUAGUCCAGAAUUUUCUCUUUCACCUUACGCUUUUUAUGUGAUGGAAAAUAAUGUUCCGGGCAAAUCGUUAUUUUCUGUGUCUGCUUCUGACCAUGAUUCAGAUGAAAAUGCCAUCAUAAACUAUAACAUUUGGAGAGACUCUGGAGAUGAAAACAAGUAUAAGUCUUUCAUCAAUAUUAACCAUGAAAAUGGGGAGAUUUAUGCGCUAAAGAGUUUUGACUUUGAAACUGUUAAAACGUUCAAUUUUCACAUUGUUGCUACAGACUCUGGAAGUCCAUCUCUGAGCAGUAACGUGACAGUGAACGUGUUUAUUCUGGAUCAGAACGACAAUGUUCCAGUGAUCUUAUAUCCAGUCAGUGCUAACGGUUCUGCUGAGGGUGUGGAGGAGAUUCCCCGCAAUGUGAACACAGGUCAUUUGGUGACUAAAGUCAGAGCCUAUGACGCAGAUAUCGGAUACAAUGGCUGGUUAUUAUUUUCACUGCAGGAAGUUAGUGAGCACAGUCUCUUUGGUUUGGACCGCUAUACAGGACAGAUAAGGACCCUUCGCUCAUUCACAGAAACAGACGAGGCCCAGCAUAAACUGGUCAUACUGGUCAAAGACAAUGGGAACGUGUCACUCUCAGCAACAGCGACUGUGAUUGUCAAAGUUGUGGAGCCCAAAGAGGCUUUUGCAGCUUCUGAUGUGAAAAACGCAGUAAAAGACGAGGAGGAAAACAACGUGACAUUUUAUUUGAUCAUCACUUUGGGCUCGGUUUCAGUGCUUUUUGUCAUCAGUAUCAUCGUGUUGAUUGUAAUGCAGUGCUCCAAAUCUACAGACUAUUCAUCCAAGUAUUUACAAGAGGCAAAUUACGACGGGACUCUGUGUCACAGCAUCCAGUACAGAUCUGGAGACAAACGUUACAUGUUAGUUGGACCCAGAAUGAGUAUUGGAUCUACUAUAGCACCAGGCAGUAAUAGAAAUACUCUAGUGAUACCAGAUCGCAGGAGAACAGCAGAUAUAGAACACUGUUACCAGUUGCUUUGGUAA
Molecule: messenger RNA, 2379 nt
Organism: Myxocyprinus asiaticus (Chinese sucker)
Lineage: Eukaryota; Metazoa; Chordata; Actinopteri; Cypriniformes; Catostomidae
Product: protocadherin gamma-A11-like
Exons: 2
Coding region: 1-2379 (792 amino acids)
Biological process (GO): homophilic cell-cell adhesion
Cellular component (GO): plasma membrane
Molecular function (GO): calcium ion binding
Source: RefSeq, a predicted model, not a curated record